Ornithodoros turicata is the source of this 2229-nucleotide messenger RNA. RefSeq names its product constitutive coactivator of peroxisome proliferator-activated receptor gamma-like. Gene Ontology annotation, cellular component: nucleus. Bases 317 to 2086 code for a protein of 589 amino acids. The transcript has 9 exons. The record is from RefSeq and is a predicted model, not a curated record. NCBI's taxonomy places the organism in Eukaryota, Metazoa, Arthropoda, Arachnida, Ixodida, Argasidae.
AUGGGCGCGUGAGUGUCCAUUUCGGAAAGGAGUUUACGUAAUUCCUGACGGAAACAGCCGCAUACAAGUUCGCUCAUUUGAAGGUUACAAAAUUAAUAUUGUCUUCUUCUUCACUGCCUCUCGUACACUGUUUUCCCUUUCUCGUCUUGAUGUACGAGACACAGACACACAGAUGAGACCGAGACCAAAGUUUCGUUUUGCAACUUUACGCUGAUAUUUGCAUCGUUUGCACGUUUCCACUGUGGGGAUCAUCUGAAGAUCUAUCCCAGUGUCGAAACGGUCCUGCCUUGUGAAAACGGGAUGAAUCAAUUUCAACAUGGGUGUAAAGGGACUACAAUCGUUUUUGGAGAGGGUUGUACCCGGAGGAUGCACCGAGCUAAACAUACAGGAAAGGGCAGAUGCGCACCGUGCUCACUGUCCUCAAGGAACAAGACCAACGAUUGUCGUGGAUGGUUUGAGCCUGAUUAGAUGGAUUUACUCAUGUGCAACUGACUACAUCUUUGGUGGGCCUUGGAAUGAUCUGUGUACAGCAGUGAAGCACUUUGUGCAGCAGUUCGAGAAUGCAGGGAUCAGCCUUGUGUUCAUUUUCGAUGGUUGCAUUCCCAAAGUGAAGAUGACUGAGUGGGUAAUGCGGAGGGCAUUACGGGUCAAGGAGGUUGCUGAAAUGUACCAGAAGCUGCAUUCCGGUACAUGGAGCCCAGAUUACAAUAAUGCAUAUCAGUGUCCAUCAGGCACGGGAUAUACAUUUUCAUUUGCAGUCAAGUUCCUCACAUUAUGUAAGGUGAUUCGUUCAGUGGAAGAUUGUGACAUAGAGGUUGCUCGUUAUGCAGAGACCCAUGCUGAAUGCUUUGCAGUACUUACUCAAGAUUCAGACUUCGCUAUAUUUAAUCUGCAUGUCACCUACCUAUCAGUCCUUCAUUUGAACUUGGAAUGUAUGACGACCCGUGCAUACCACGGUGACGCCCUUGCCAAUCAUUUGGGGCUAGAUCGUAAAGUCUUGCCACUCUUUGCGUGCCUUGCUGGGAAUGACAGCGUCAACAGAGAAAUGCAUCUGGCACGGUUUCAUGGUUCGCUUGGCUACCCAGUUCAUCAGAGGUUUCAUCUAAAUGCAUGUUACAAGAAGCUUGCUGAUGUUAUACGAAAAGAGGGCUGGAGUCUCAACCUGGAGCCAAAGGUUGCCCGUAAAACUGGAGUUCCCCUCCAUGUUUUACAACAUGGUAUUUCUGAGUAUGAUCUACAGCAGCCACCUCUGUGCCUUCGUCCCCCACCAGAAAUUGACCCUGAAAGCUGGUGUACUGCUGUGAAAUGCUACAAAGAUCUCAGUGUUUUCCCAGGACUACUUCAAAUUCUCUAUGGAAAGGAGCUCUUUCUUAGUGAAACCACUGAAGAACUACUGGGUCCGCAUAUUCCCCCAGCAUACAGCUGUUUUCGACCAAUUAGACGCAGAGUGUAUUGGGUAUUAUUUGGAGGAAGGCAGUCAGUGGAGAUCAUAGAGCAUACAGCUUAUCCUUUCGAUAUAGGAGUUAGGCAUGAAAGAGUCUCACCAACACCUUUCAUUCCCAGAGAAGCCAUUCCUACAUUACAUGAGCUGUGGAGUGGCCAAGACAACCUCCAGCAUGUGAAAUGGCAACUGUUUUAUGGCUGUCUAGGAGUUAGGUUCAGUUUGGCAGACCUGGCUGCCAUUCCUGCACGAUUUGUUCACUUAUGUUGUGCUGUCAACAUUAUGCUGGCAGCAAGAGUUGUGGAACAGUGGGAGGCUAUGGCAUUCCUUGUUCAAGCUAUGGUGCCACCCCAUAUUUCGAGCCAGUGUUCACAGGUCAAGAUUGAGCGGUGUCGUAUUCACCCCAGGAUAGUUAGCCUUGCGACUUACUUUAUGAUGGGAGUGCAAGCAGUCACCACUGCCUUAAGUGCCUGUGGACAUCCCCUUCCAUUGGAACAGGCUCUGCCGUGGCUCUAUUUUGAUGGGAAGGUUUUCCAUGUGCUCUACCAGGAGCUUGAAGCUGGCCGAAGUGUGGAUUCCAUUUUUGAGAAUAAUGUACAGUGCUUGGAAGUUUUCUACAGGCUGUGGCGUAUCACAUCGAUGUAAUGAGCAUCCUACACAGAGCAUUACCCAUCGUGUAUCAUAUCUGCAUCUUUCCAGCGCCAAGUUCAAUUACUAUUUGAAGCCUAUAUCAAACAUGUAUUUUAUGGUUUUACUACGUGUGUAUUAAAAAUACUUUCUUCUUUUUA